UUACUGUUAAACUUGAAUAGGAAGUCAUAUUUUGGCAUUCUUAUUGUGACCUUGAAAUUGACCUUUGACAUACUUUUCAACAUGAACUGAACACCCAGUACUUUUAUUCCAUCAGUACUUUUAUUCGAUACGUCAGGGUAGAUAUGGGAGAAUUGUUGUUGCUCAAGUCUAGGAGAAUCUAUUUUUUGGCCAAAACAAAUAGUUUUUAUCCUUUAAAUGUUUCACCGAAAACCAACUGAAUGCAAUCAUAUAGUUUCAGAUACUUAAACAAUACCAAAAGACAUUUUAUAUUACCCAUAAAUAAUGUGUGAAUGGUGUCUUUUGCCUGUUUCUAAGCCACAUAUAAACAGGACUAAUAUGUAAAUCAGAUAAGUAGGCCAAAUUUACCACCAACAAAUAAAAAAGGACAUUUUAACAUUUUAAGUCUUUUUUAUGGUUCAUAGGUGAUUAAUUUGGUCGGUCUUUUGCCAUGUUGACUUACCUUCACUAAAUACAAGUAACUAGUAGAAGUGGUUUACAUGGGCUAAUAGGAAUAGACUUUCCACUGAUACUCAUUUUACAUGUACCUUUAAUUACAGAAUCAACACAAAUAAUUAAUGUUUUUCUCAGUUCACUUCUUCUUGGUCAUGGUAGUUUGUGUAAGGACUCUUAUUAUACAGUUGCACUCAAAAGAAACUGUUUACCACUUGUACAUUUUCUAUUAUAUUUUAUCCCUUUUAACCAGAUUGUUAUAUUCUUGGCAAUAAAUAUAGUAUUUUUUAUUCUUUCUAGAUGCCUCGUUUGAAAAAACAGAGCUUAGCUACGAGAAGGGCACUACAGACGAAAAAGAACAGGGAAAACCGACAGAAGUUGGCUAUGCCAAACGGGCCUCUUACUGUGGCUACUGCGGUAGCCACGCCCACUGCGGUGGGAACUGUGUUGUCUGUGGCUACUUCGGUAGCCACGCCCACUUCGGUGGGAACUGUGUUGUCUGUGGCUACUUCGGUAGCCACGCCCACCUCGGUGGGAACUGAGUUGACAGAGUUUACUGAGUUGACAGAGUUUACUGAGAAUACUGAGCUAACUGAGAUUACUGAAACAACUGAGAUUACAAUUGAUUCAGAUGAUACUGUUCAUGCAGCUCAUAAAGAUGCUACAGUUGAUACAGCUGUUACAGAUGCUACAGUUGAUACAGCUGGUACAGAUGCUACAGUUGAUACAGCUGUUACAGAUGCUACAGUUGACACAGCCUAUCCUGAAAUGCCUGUCAGUUUGAGUGCCACUAUUGCUGCAGAUCCUUCAACAAAUUUCAUCCACAACUUCACCUCAUCCGUACGCCUCAAGGCUGAAAGUCAAAGUUGUAGCCACCGCUGAUACAACGUCGUACACAGACAAAAAGGGAACAUUGAAAGAAGUCACCGAAGUCGGCGUGGUCGACAAAACUGGCGCUAGAAAAAUGUCUCUCUACGGAGCCAAACAAAAGCUGGUAGUGUUGGCGUGGUACAUCAUACAGCACUUUUUUGUCCGAGAUGGUAUAAUCAGGUGCACGGACGCCACAAGGAUUUUCAGGUAAACAUUAAUUUAAUACGUACAAAAUAUGUAUGCCUUAAUUUCAUUGAUCACCCAAACUCAAUAUAGCGGUGUAAAGAAGGUUGCAGGUAUGCUCUUUAAAUGUUUGUCUAAUUGCAAAAUAUACUUGAUUGUCAUAGCGUCCGAUAUAAAUAAGUUUGUAUCAACGUUUCACUCUCUUGGGACUAUAAUUGAUAAAUAAUCGUAACUAACCAAUACUCGUACGGAAAGCAUAUUUUUUGACUUGCUAGGCCUUUAUCAAAUUUGAUGAUUUCUAACACUUCAUGCACAUAUUAUCCUAUCGAAAUUUCGCUUUCUCUUAAACUUGGGCAACAACGAUUAAGUGAUAAAAAAUAAUGAAAAAUUGAUGUCACUCUCAAUCCAUUCCAUUUUAAUUUUGGAUAUAAAGCCUGUAAAUUGCACUUCUACAUUGGGUGUGCGUGAGAUACAUAAGUUAGGCUCCUGUUAGAAUCACUAUUAAUUUUGCAGGCACACCUUUGAAAUGUUCUCCUUUGAUCAUUUCAAAAACUGAAUACCUUUCUUGCGUGCUAAAUUUGAAAUUGUGGUACAUUACCUAACUUUCGAAUAAUUUCGUACAGAAAACCAAUUUUUGACUAGGUAAAUCUUUAUCAAAUUUUGAUGAUUUCUAACAUUUUUUUGCUCACAAUAUACCAACUUAAUUCCGUUUUAUCUUAAAUUUUUGACCACAACGUAAAAGUAGGCCUAAAUUGAAAUUCAUGCUUACAGGUUAUAUUUUCGUAUUUAGUUAUGUUGUCUAGUAUCGUUCAUAUUAAAUAAUAAGAAGCGCUUUAAAAAUGAUUCUUACAAAUUAAAUGCUCAUGCAAUAAUCUGUAUAGGCCCUAAUCAUUCUCAAAGAUUGAACAUUUUCCUGGCAUGAUAAGCCUAAAUUGUUGAACAUCUAAAAAUGUUAAUGUGCAGAUUCCGAACUAUAUUUGAUGAGCGUCCGGCAUCAAUAACUUGAUAUCGACGUUUCACUUUCAUGCGGCUAUGCAUGAUAAUAUAAUGCGUCUUCUCACCCAAAAAAUAAGCAUAAUGGCCGUCACGAUUGCACAACGUCCAGCAGUUAAACAGUCUUAUCACUUUGAAAAUAGCAUCAUCACUGAUUUUGUCCUUACAUUUAAUUUCGCAAAGAUAACAUUGUAACAAAUUUUGACAAUUUUCAAUAAAAAACAGUUUCUUGUUUUGAAUCACUUUCAUUUGCUUCUCACUGAUUAUUAAAAAAAUUUCAAAAAUGCACCAUACCGAUAGAUAAGCAUUUAUUACUGUAAUUCACUCCUGAUCCGAAUAUAAUAUCUGUAAUGUGAAACUAGCAUAGAAUCGAAAUAUAUUUGGCGAUCAGAAACAUGUACAUUUUUCGGGGGAAAAAUUAUAUAGUAUUGAAUAUGACGCAAACCCGUAGCGUUACAAUUAAAAUAGUUUUACAUUACUUCAUGUUCAAUUUUAUCAUCACUUAAAUGCAUAAUUGUUUUUUUCCCGUAAAUUGAUAAAACAGACUGAAAUGUCGUUAGAAACGAUUGACGAUGCGCAGAAAUUGCGCUAGUCGUCAAAUAACGUAACGGCCGAUGCCCUAGUCAAAUAUAGUUGUUCUAUAUACGUUUAAAAUAAAUGAAUAUCUCUCUAAAUUCUUCCAUUUUAAUUUUGGAUAAUAAGCCUGUAAAUUGCACUUUUAUUAUGUACAGACACAGAUGUGUCUGUACAUAUAGCCGUCACC
Molecule: messenger RNA, 3280 nt
Organism: Lingula anatina
Lineage: Eukaryota; Metazoa; Brachiopoda; Lingulata; Lingulida; Lingulidae
Source: RefSeq, a predicted model, not a curated record